Molecule: messenger RNA, 1009 nt
Organism: Manihot esculenta (cassava)
Lineage: Eukaryota; Viridiplantae; Streptophyta; Magnoliopsida; Malpighiales; Euphorbiaceae
Product: tetratricopeptide repeat protein 33
Exons: 5
Coding region: 75-704 (209 amino acids)
Molecular function (GO): protein binding
Source: RefSeq, a predicted model, not a curated record
AAUCUGACCGACAAGAAUCCAGGCGAGGCCCUUCGAUAUCGACAGGGAAGAGCUGAGAGUUCACGCACAGAGAGAUGAAACUAACAUGGAAGAAGGACAAUAAGAGCAAGAAACGCCCUUUGGCAGCCAUAUCAAAGUACCCAAAUCUACCUUUUGAUCAGCAAGAUACUGAAGAUUCUAUAGAAAUUGGAGAUAAGGAUGGGGAGCAUAGUUAUAAAGAGCAUGGGGUUGCCUCUCACGAGCCCUUGAAUUCACAAUCCGAUAGGCAACUUGCUGAGUCCUUUCAAGCCCAAGGGAAUAAGCUAGCCGAGGAUGGAAAAUAUCGUGAAGCACUUGGGAAGUGGGAGGCUGCUCUUAAUUUGAUGCCUGAAAGUGCCGUCUUGCAUGAACAAAAGGCACAAGUUUUACUUGAAAUUGGAGAUGCAUGGAAUGCAUUGAAGGCUGCAAAUCGAGCUACUGAGUUGGAACCUUCCUGGGCUGAGGCAUGGAUCACCCUUGGUAGAGCACAGUUAAACUUUGGGGAGCCCGAUAGUGCCAUUGAAAGCUUUGACAAAGCACUGGCCAUAAAGCCCGAUUCUGAGGAGGCUCAAGAUGACAGGCAUACUGCACUACUUCUUGUAAAGAGGCGGAAGCAGCUUCAUUCAUCCGGCUUGAAUACUGAUAAAAGUCGUUUUGUGGUUGGUGACAAGGCUGAGACUUCCUGAAAAUUAAGUCCAAGUCGACUCAAGGCACUAGUUUAAGGCUGAAGCAUAAUGUCGAGAUUUUGGCAGCUGUAAAAUAUUGAGAAAGAAGGAAACUGGUUGAAAAAGGGAUACUAGAUCAUUUAUUCUUGAUGGUAGAAAUGGGGUAAUGUGUUGUAAUCUUUGUUAUAGAGAUGUGCUACAUGGUAGAAAUGGGGUAAUGUGCCUAGCCAAGCUUAGGUGAAUGCCUACAGUCGAUGUAUUUAUUUUGAUCUUUUCAUACAUGAAAGGACAAGAAUUAACACAAAUAUUACAAAAAUUCAGAAAGA